CCUAAGAAGGGAAUUGUUAGCAGAAUGACUGCGAGAGAUGAAACAUAUUUGUGGAGAGAGAAGAUUGAGGAGAAGCUCAAACGGGAUCAAGAUCUGCUGACAUUCGUUAGCGACAGCCUCAAAAGAAGUGAACAGCUGACUAAAGGCAUGGUGUCCAUUCUCUCAUCGUUGGAGGGCCGUUUGGAGCACCUGGAGAACUCGGUCAUUCCCAUGCACGACAGCACACAGAACCUACUGCAGCUGAAGGGGACAAUGCAGAAGACAUUAUUCUACCUAGAUGAUGCCAUCAGCCAUUACCAAGCCGUCCGAGACACAGACAAGGUCAUCAUACAGGGGCCUACAGGAAGACUUUCUGACUAUCUAGCCUGUGUUCACCGACUCAAGAAAGCAGAGGCGUACUUUCAACAGGAAGACCCGGACGGGCCUGAGCUGAAUAUGCUGAGAGGCCGUUUAGAGGGUGCCAAGUCACAGCUGGAGUCCGAGUUCCAAGUCCUGUUGGGGCGCUACAGCAAGCCAGUGCAGACAGUCAAAAUCCUGGAUGUCCUGGCCAAAAAGUCACUGAAUGGGUCUGCAGGCGGAGUGGAGGAGGUACAACUCAUACCCCAAACUAGGCUUCAAGACAUCAUCUCCAUCUCCACCUGGCUGAUAGGUGAGGAUGCAGCUCUGACAGCUAAGAGGAGAGUCUCUGCCAGCAAAUUCAAAACACGGUCACUGGAAAGAAACCCAUCCCACCACUCUCUGGGAAAACUGGAGCCCAGCAGCUUUUUCACCAAGAAGUCCUACUGCUCCAAACUCAAAACACAGUCUCUAGGCAGAAAGCCAUCAAUAGAAAACAAGUCAUCAAUGGACUCUCUUGGAAAACUGAAAGCAAACAGCUUGUUCACCAAGAUGCUCGGCCUGAAGUCAAUUGGUAAAUUCAAAACACAGUCCCUGGACAGAAAGCCAUCACUAGACAAGAAUUCAUCACUAGACUCCCUCGGAAAACUGGAAUCCAGUAGCUCUUUCACCAAGGUAUCCACCUCGAAGCCAUGCAGCAGACUGAAUAUUCCCGAUAUUAGGCAACCAUCUUUGGAGUCCAUCCCAUUUCUGCCUAGAGACUCCACCUCCCAUACCUUCCCAUCCUGCAAACCCAAUCCCCCAGCUUCCACCUCCUACAUCCUGCCAUACUUCAGACCCAAGCCCAGCCCAGUCUUUGACCCCAAGGCCCACUACGCCAAGGUGCGCUCCAAUCAGUUGGACUGCUCCAUGAAGGGUUUGAAGGACCACAAGAGUAGGAACCUCCUCUGCCCGGUGCUGCAGAGCAAGCGUGUGGAUUCUGCCGUCAAGAAGAACAAAAAAACAGGGCGGGACAGCAUAUUAGACAUUGAGAUUGAAACCUACAUGGCCUGCAUCACAGCCUUCUUGUCCCUGGCCAAGAGUGAAUACACCAUGGUGUCCAAAGUCUUCCCUCUGAACUGCUCCAAUACCUUUGAAACUCUCAUCCAGGUGGCUCUGAACCAGCUGAUCCAGAAUGGGGAGAACAUCGUGUCCUCUGUCAGACGAGCCUGUUCACAUCACGAUUACACAGCCCUCGUCGCCAUGUUACCUGUCCUGGGCCGUCUCCUGGAGGAGGACAAAGAGUUUAACACAUUACUAAAGUGCACAACAAGCGGCACCUUGGCCAAGCUUUCCAAACUCAUUACAUCUAUGAAGACCCUGGCAGUCAGAGCACUGAAGGAUUUUUCUGCUCAAGUCAAGAGCAACCCUGAUAGGGAGAGUAUGUCCAAGGAUGGAACGGUUCAUGAAUUCAACAGCAAUACCAUUCUCUUCCUGCAGCAGUUGCUGUCCUUUGCAGAUGCUGUUCGGUCCAUCCUUUAUCCUCAUGAUGUAGACAGUGACACAGUAACUAUGGAGGUGUCCAGUAGUGUUCAAGUGGACAUUCAACACGACACUGAUGCAGAUGAAUCAGAAGAACAGCCAUCAGACAGUCAGGAGUCCAAGGGGAAUGACAAUCAGAGAGCACUGAGUCCUUAUGUCUGUAAAGUGCUGGAGCAUCUCCAGUACAACCUACAGAGUAAGGCCAAGGUGUACGAGGACCACGCUCUCGGGGCCAUCUUCCUCCUCAACAACUACAACUACAUCCUCAAGUCAAUGAAGAAGUCAUCUCUGUUUGAAGUGGUUAAAACCAGCGGCAGGGAUCCAGAGGUUGAGUACGGGGAACUGAUUGAGCAACAGAAGCGGGCGUACCAGCACAGUUGGUUGAAGGUGACCGAGUGCCUGACUGAAAAUAAUCUGCCCACCUUUAAGCCAGGUGACAAGUUGAAAGAAAAAGACUGUCAGGUGAUUAAAGACAAGUUCAAGAGCUUCAACGAGGGCCUGGAGGAACUGUAUAAGGCUCAGAAGGCGUGGGCCAUCCCAGACAGAGAGCAGCGCCAGGCCAUCUGUCAGGCCCAGAGAGAGAUGGUGUCCAAGGCCUACACAGCCUUUCUGCUGAGAUGUGACCAUGCUGAUUUCUCCAAACACCCUGAGAGAUACCACAAAUACAGCCCAGCGCAGGUGGAGGAGAUGAUCGUGAGACUAUUUGAUAUCUCAGCCUGAGGUUGAGAACCUGCUUAGUUAGGAGAUAAUAUAAGGCCUUCACAGGAAAUAACACACUGUUCAUUUGUUUCCACACUACUAAUACAGUCCACUUUACAUGUAUUCAUUAGAGUUCUAAGGUUCUAUUCUGGGGGAUUAUAGCACUACAGUCCCCAUUACAUGUAUUCAUUAGAGCCCUAAUUGCUAAAUGUAUUAUUACACAUGACUGGCUAGUUCUAAACAUGUUUAAAUAAAUAUUGUUAAAGCCCUA
Salmo salar (Atlantic salmon) is the source of this 2827-nucleotide messenger RNA. RefSeq names its product exocyst complex component 7. Gene Ontology annotation, molecular function: phosphatidylinositol-4,5-bisphosphate binding. Gene Ontology annotation, biological process: exocytosis. Gene Ontology annotation, cellular component: exocyst. NCBI's taxonomy places the organism in Eukaryota, Metazoa, Chordata, Actinopteri, Salmoniformes, Salmonidae. The record is from RefSeq and is a predicted model, not a curated record.